Messenger RNA from Nematostella vectensis (starlet sea anemone), 1301 nucleotides. RefSeq lists its product as uncharacterized. The transcript has 4 exons. The record is from RefSeq and is a predicted model, not a curated record. The coding region runs from base 142 to 1008 and encodes 288 amino acids. NCBI's taxonomy places the organism in Eukaryota, Metazoa, Cnidaria, Anthozoa, Actiniaria, Edwardsiidae.
CUCCACCACAGGGUAACCAGACAAGAACGACUAAUUACAUAAGUGAUUAUGACGCAAAAAAAAGAACGCAUUCGAAGUUCUCUGUUUAUCGAUACAGCCCUGUAACAAGUUAUACUGUCAGAAGAAAGGAGCAAAAAUAACAUGUCUCACACGCCAAGUAGAAGUAGGACGAGAAAACAACUACAUGAAGAGGAGGAAGACGAAAUCCAUGUUGUUCAAAACCCACCCAAGAAGCGAUUCAAAUCUCCUAGCACCUCCACUGAACCCGAAAGUGAGAAAGAAUGUCAAAAUUGCAAGGUUCUACUAGAGGAACUGAGGCAGUACCGCAUGAAACAAUACAACUGCGACUGCAAUCCCUCUCCAACUAACCGGGAUCAAAUGCCACAACGUCAAAGGGAGCCAUCAAGGAGAACAAACCCCCAGGAGCCAGCACUGGUUUCGCAGAAUAUGCUUUGCACCAAAUGCAAAGUACUAGAGCAGGAGUUUAAUCAUGGCUAUCACAUCUUCAAGGACUCAGCUCACAGGGACUAUGUUCCUUUUUACUUGGAGGCAAAAUCUUCUGAUCCGUGCAGUUCACCACAGCCUGGGGAAUUCUGUCCGCGCUGUGCUAAGGAUAAAAAUAAGCAGAGUCCUUACAAAGAAAUCCAAGGGCACUUACAGUCAUCUACUCAAAUGUCCAAAGCAUAUUAUGCUCCUCAAAAAGAGACUUUCAGUGCAGGCCCACCUUAUGUGCCGUUUGCGUUUGGAGAAGCAGGCGAGUUCAAGAGCAUUCCUCACCAUAAUGGCUGCCCUUGCGAUGGGAAUAACGGCUUGUCGGCAAGCUUGGCUCCCAACAAGCCUAAAGGACAAAUGCACUCCACUGGUUGCCAUACCGAGAGAACACAGGAAAUGCCAGAGAAUGUAUGGGACCCGUAUGCUUUUAAACACGGAUCACCGGCCGCGCGUUGCAUGAAAUGUAUGGGUCGCAGUAUCUACUCGUGUCAAAUAUGCGAUACCUGUCAAUAUUAGACGUUUUCUUUUAACGUAUUUUUGUAAAAUAAGAAGAUAAAAAACAUUUCGAAAUAGUCGAAAAUUGAAUACUUUUACUGGAUAUUUGUCAAUGCCGGAAUGUGAUCAGAAUAAACUUCACCCUCUUCAUCUAGUUUUGUUAGUCUGACAAUAGUUGUUGCAGAACCUUAACAUAUUUUCAGUUGGUUUUAUACUUAAACAAUUUGUAUAAGCGCUCGCUUUGCUUAUCUUAUCUUCUUAUUUUCUAUAUCCAAAUCUCUAACAAACAGAUAAAUAAAAGCAUCGUACUUUAA